UUCACACUGACACCAAGACAAGAGGCUAGCGGCCUACAAAUACCGUCUGGGUAACUGGUGUGAGUACAGAGGCAAUUGGGGGGGCUUGGCCCCCAAGAAAGAGGACCAGUCCUCCCCUCGCACCACCAUCAAGGUCCCAGGGGCUCGUUCUUCCCUCCGGAGACUGUGAACUGGUUUAGGGAAUUCCAAACGAUGACAGAAAAGGAGGUGCUGGAGUCCCCUAAGCCCUCCUUCCCAGCAGAGAUUCCGCAAAGUGGGUUACAGCGGCUGAAGCAGUUAUUCAGGAAGGGGUCUCCAGGGACAAAGGAGAUGGAGCUUCCCCCAGAGCCCCAGGCCAAUGGGGAGGCAGUGGGAGCUGGGGGUGGGCCCAUCUACUACAUCUAUGAGGAAGAGGAGGAGGAAGAAGAAGAGGAGGAGCCACCCCCAGAACCUCCUAAGCUUAUCAAUGACAAGCCCCACAAAUUCAAAGAUCACUUCUUCAAGAAGCCAAAGUUCUGUGAUGUCUGUGCCCGGAUGAUUGUGCUCAAUAACAAAUUUGGGCUCCGUUGUAAGAACUGCAAAACCAACAUCCAUGAACAUUGUCAGUCCUAUGUGGAAAUGCAGAGAUGCUUCGGCAAAAUUCCACCGGGUUUCCGUCGGGCCUAUAGCUCCCCACUCUACAGCAACCAGCAAUAUGCUUGUGUCCAAGAUCUCUCUGCUGCCAAUCGCAAUGAUCCUGUGUUUGAAACUCUGCGCACUGGGGUGAUCAUGGCAAACAAGGAACGGAAGAAGGGACAGGCAGAUAAAAAAAAUCCUCUAGCAGCCAUGAUGGAGGAGGAGCCAGAGUCCACCAGACCAGAGGAAGGCAAACCCCAGGAUGGUAACCCUGAAGGGAACAAGAAGGCUGAGAAGACACCUGAUGACAAACACAAGCAGCCUGGCUUCCAGCAGUCUCAUUACUUUGUGGCUCUCUAUCGGUUCAAAGCCCUGGAGAAGGACGAUCUGGAUUUUCCGCCAGGAGAGAAGAUCACAGUCAUUGAUGACUCCAAUGAGGAGUGGUGGCGAGGGAAAAUCGGGGAGAAGGUUGGAUUUUUCCCUCCAAACUUCAUCAUUCGAGUCCGGGCUGGAGAACGCGUGCACCGCGUAACGAGAUCUUUCGUGGGGAACCGCGAGAUUGGACAGAUCACUCUCAAGAAGGACCAGAUCGUGGUGCAGAAAGGAGACGAAGCCGGCGGCUAUGUCAAGGUCUACACCGGUCGCAAGGUGGGGCUGUUUCCCACCGACUUCCUGGAGGAGAUUUAGGCGUGCGGGCGCCUGCAGUCGGGAAGCACCCAUCCCCACUCUGGGCGGGCCCAGUGGAGGUGGGGGAGGAAAGGGACAAGAGUAACUGUACUGCUGGGGCGCGGGGUUUGGGAAGGCCCUCCAGAAAGUGCCCGGGGCUUCUGGGAAGGGACUGGUUCCCGCCUCCCUCCCCAUCCCUGGCCUAGGGCCUCAGAUACCUGGUGCCCAGAGCAGCCCGCAUCCGCAACUUCUCGGUGCAUCCGCAACUUCUCGGUGCAUCCGCAACUUCUCGGUCUAUCCUGCGAGAGAAUGCAUUUCCACUAAAGAGGCGCGGAGGGGUACCGCGGGGACGAAUUUAUUUGAAUGUUAUGAAUUUUUUUUUUUUUUUUGACCAACCAAGCGCGGUAGUGUGCGCCUGUAAUCCCAACGAAUCGCGAGGCUGAGGCAGAAGGAUCCCAAAUUGGAGGGCAGCCUCGACAAUUUAGUGAGA
This is a messenger RNA of Sciurus carolinensis (gray squirrel), 1750 nucleotides long. RefSeq names its product SH3 and cysteine rich domain 3 (gene Stac3). Gene Ontology annotation, molecular function: protein binding. Bases 193 to 1281 code for a protein of 362 amino acids. The transcript has 12 exons. Lineage: Eukaryota; Metazoa; Chordata; Mammalia; Rodentia; Sciuridae. Gene Ontology annotation, biological process: positive regulation of protein localization to plasma membrane; positive regulation of voltage-gated calcium channel activity; skeletal muscle contraction. Gene Ontology annotation, cellular component: extrinsic component of cytoplasmic side of plasma membrane. The record is from RefSeq and is a predicted model, not a curated record.